This is a messenger RNA of Aquila chrysaetos chrysaetos, 3041 nucleotides long. It is a transcript of the gene ATP6V0D2, whose product is annotated as ATPase H+ transporting V0 subunit d2. NCBI's taxonomy places the organism in Eukaryota, Metazoa, Chordata, Aves, Accipitriformes, Accipitridae. Gene Ontology annotation, molecular function: proton-transporting ATPase activity, rotational mechanism. The transcript is spliced from 8 exons. Gene Ontology annotation, biological process: vacuolar acidification; proton transmembrane transport; vacuolar transport. Gene Ontology annotation, cellular component: proton-transporting V-type ATPase, V0 domain; lysosomal membrane; plasma membrane proton-transporting V-type ATPase complex. The coding region runs from base 168 to 1223 and encodes 351 amino acids. The record is from RefSeq and is a predicted model, not a curated record.
UACACUAGGAGCAAGAAACAGGAAGAAACCAGUUGGUAGAACACAAUCAUAGGCUGGCAGGAAAUCAGCGACUAUUUGUCACCCCUUCCAAAGAGGAGGAAAAGAGUUGGUGGCAGAUACUCAGUACCAUCAAAUAUCCAGCAGAGAGAUUAAAUCUCCUUUUCUCCAUGCCAGGAUACUCAGAGUUUUACUUCAAUGUGGACCAUGGCUACUUGGAGGGUCUGGUCCGAGGGUUCAAAGCUGGGAUCUUGACAAGUGCGGACUAUGUCAAUUUAGCACAGUGUGAGACACUAGAAGAUCUGAAGUUACAUCUACAGACUACAGACUAUGGCAACUUCUUGGCUAAUGAAACUGGCCCUCUCACUAUUUCCACCAUCGAUGAUAAACUGAAAGCAAAACUACUCACGGAAUUUCAUUACUUUAGAAACCAUGCCUUUGAACCCCUUGCCACUUUUCUGAAUUUUAUCACAUACAGCUAUAUGAUUGACAACGUAAUUCUUUUAAUAACUGGCACAUUACGUCAGCGGCCCAUAGCUGAACUUGUUCCCAAGUGCCAUCCACUGGGGAGCUUUGAGCAAAUGGAAGCAGUCAGCAUUGCCUCAAACCCCACUGAGCUGUUCAAUGCAAUUUUGGUUGACACGCCAUUAGCUGCUUUCUUUCAAGACUGCUUGUCUGAAAAUGACCUGGAUGAAAUGAACAUUGAAAUAAUGCGCAACAAACUGUACAAGUCUUAUCUUGAGGCGUUUUAUAAGUUUUGUGAAAAACAAGGUGGUACUACGGCAGAAAUAAUGAGACCUAUUCUUGAGUUUGAGGCAGACAGACGUGCCUUUAUCAUCACCAUUAAUUCAUUUGGCACUGAGCUGAGUAAAGAUGACCGAGAGAAGCUGUAUCCAACCUGUGGAAAACUGUAUCCAGAAGGCUUACACCUGUUGGCCAAUGCAGAUGACUACGAGCAAGUGAAGUGUGUUGCAGAUUACUAUGCCGAAUACAAGGCUGUGUUUGAAGGUGUAGGGAGUGGCACUGGAGAAAAGACACUGGAAGAUGCAUUUUUUGAACAUGAGGUAAAGCUGAAUGUGCUUGCAUUCAACAACCAGUUUCAUUUUGGAGUAUUUUAUGCCUAUGUAAAGUUAAAGGAACAAGAAUGCAGGAAUAUUGUAUGGAUUGCUGAAUGCAUUUCUCAGAGACACAGAACCAAAAUUAACAACUACAUUCCAAUUUUCUAAAUCUGAGAAUUUAUAACCCUACAAUGCCUGAAAAGAUGCAUUAUUUCAUAUAAAAGAAAAAUCUUAUUUCAAAAGUUAACUCAUCAUAACUUAACUUUUAAACUGUAUUAAUGAUGCUCAUUAUAUACAGCGGUGUAAGAAAAAGUAAUGCAAUUAGAGAUAUGAGUACUUUAUAAGGAAAUAUUAAGGGGCUUAUUCAUAGUUUUUGCUGGUAGAUUUGUUCCCCACUGUGCCCAUUUUAAUUUAAUAGAUCAGUACAAACUCCCUGCAAGGUCUUACAUACAUAUUCUUUCUCUUUUGUGGAAGCAAGCUUUAUAUCAAUGAUGUUUGAUUAAUUAAUUGAUUAAUGGCUUAAUUUUGAAUUAAUGGUUUUCUCAAAGGGCCAACUAAACCACUACUUCUAUCUCACACUUAUGGUCUUCUUCAUGGCAUACAAGAUUGUAUGAUAGACUUAAUACAUAAAUAUGAGAGAAACUUUAGGGUUACCCUGAGAUUCCCCUUAAGGAAUCUCAAGAAAGAGCUUCCUGAACCUUUCUAACUGUGAUACCUCUGUGCAGCUAAAUGUAAACAACUAACUUCAUUUUCAUGAAAAUAUUUUCACUUAUUCCUUUAUGGUCACAUGAAGAGCACUGUAAGUGUCAAACAAUGAGUGUCUGAUCUACUCCACAGCAAUACAAAUAUCUCCUCCCAGCACACCAGAGACACUAUCUUCAUGUAUGCACUAGGGAAGAUUAUGAAACAUGAAUGAAAAUACCAGCCAAGUCUGUAUCAGUUUUACAUCAGACACAAACAACACCAGCUCCGAGCUAUUUGAGGACCUGGCUAAGAUUGGUAACUAAAAAUAGAGUGAAAAGUUGAAGCCAGAUUGUAGCAGGACAAGAUUAAUUCUGCUGAAGAAAAAAGGAAGGAUUCUGAAAGCCAUAUCAACAUUCUGCCUUCCUACUCCAUUCAAAAAAUUUGUCCUUUUAUCUUUGAAACAGGCCAUACCUUGAUUUUCUGCAUGAAUCCUUAGUUUCAGGCUGCACAACAGCAAAUCUCAGUCUUCAGCUGACUAUGCUUCCAGUAAUACGAUACAGAAAUAAAAUCCAUUUCCUGCCGAGUAGACAGAAAAAUAAAAUAUAUCUGAUGUCAACACCUCAGAAUUAUGGAAAACAUUCAGGCAUCAUGGUUUUAAGAACUGAGAUAUAAUCUCUCUCUCUCUCUCUAAUAUAUACAUGUGCAUAUGCAUUCAUACAUGAGAAAUAGAAAACUUUACCAUUUUUAUAGCUAAAACCAUACUUCUUAAAUGUAAACGUAACCAAAGGGUUAUAUCCCAGAACAUCCCAUACUGAUUUAACAGAGAAUUCAGAAGAUUUUUAAUAUUUUGCUUUAUUGUGAAUCACAGAGAACCUUACAUUACUACUUUUCAAAAUACCUUCAAAGAGUUUCCCUUAGAAAUAAUUUUGUAGGAAUUUAGAAAAAUUGACUAAAAAGAAGUAAGUGUAUAAAAAUAUAAUACAAAUCUUAUUUCUAUAUUGAGGCUUCUUUGUUUAGUAGAUCUAGUAAUUCAGAAGCAAGAAUAAAAAAAGAAAAAAGAAAAUGAACUGUAAGAUUUGUGGAUUGCAAUUUCAUUUUGGCCUGUGUAGUUGCUUCCUUGCACUGCUUUUGUUAUUUUGCAUUUCUUGGUUUGUAUUUCCCAGUCUAAUCUGUGACCGAUGCUUUCCAGUUCACACCUAUAUCGCAAGUUGUACCACAAACUAUUUCACAAACUGCAAUGAAGAAAGUAAUAGGGCCACAUUCUCUCAAAUUUGCAUUUUUCUGUACUGUUUAGUAAUUGCA